AGUGAUUUAGGUCGGAUAGAGAGGAGCGAGAAGAGCGUGGAAAAGGAGGAAGAGCAAGCGAGAGUGUCUCCAGCCAAGAGGGAUUACCGGCACAUGACGGUACAACAGGCGCUACCCCAGCUAUAUGAGCUCUCCGGAGACCCGGGGUUUUUGAGCACAUUCAAGAAGAUGAAGGGAGACCAGGAUCGGUUGGAGCAGAAACUGUGGGACGAACGGGCAAUGCUUGUUCGGAAACAUGAAGAGAAGCUGAAAAAUGCUAGAGGAAAGGCUGCGCUCAUACGCGCGAGCGGGAGUUUGCUGCAGGAGGAGACGAAACUCAAGCAAGCCAUGGAAAUGGAGCUGACCGCAUUCUACGAACGUACUGUACUUCCUGAAUGGGAUGACCUUGUGGAGCGACAACAAGAUACGCUGGAGAAGUUGUAUGUCCCUACGAUGUUCAGGACAGGGGUUGAGACGGACCGUUCCCGGCAACAAAGAAUCGUUGAAAUGUUAGAAGGCAUUGUGGCCGAAGGAGACGGGGAGUGAUUAUGUCCAAUUACUAAUGUGUUUUAUGUGUAACCUGAUCCCCCAAGCAAUAUAUAC
Messenger RNA from Dacryopinax primogenitus, 582 nucleotides. RefSeq lists its product as uncharacterized. Bases 94 to 525 code for a protein of 143 amino acids. Lineage: Eukaryota; Fungi; Basidiomycota; Dacrymycetes; Dacrymycetales; Dacrymycetaceae. The transcript is spliced from 4 exons. The record is from RefSeq and is a predicted model, not a curated record.